AUGAACGAUAUUAACAUAUUGACAGCAAGUGCCGCUGAUCUUCAGAAGCUGCUAGUCGCUGGAGAGUACAGCAGUACGGAUCUGGUCAAGCUGUACUUGGAGCAAAUUGAAGCCCACAAUACAAAUGGACUUAAGCUAAAUGCAGUGAUUACGACCGCACCGCGGGCUGAGCUCCUUCACCUCGCGGAACAGCUUGAUGUGGAAAGAGCAGAAAAGGGCUUGCGUGGUCCGCUUCAUGGGAUUCCCGUACUGGUUAAGGACGUGUUUUGGACACCGAGCCUCAAUAUGGACACUACCUGCGGCUCGUUUGCUUUAAGGGGGGCAAAAGCACCCCGAAAUGCCGAAGUUAUCGACAUUUUACUGGCCGCUGGAGCGGUUAUCAUUGGGAAAGGGAACAUGUCUGAAUGGGGUGGAAAUAAAGGGAGUUUGAUCACUGCUGGCUGGUCUGCGUUAGGUGGCCAGACUCAGUCACCCUAUGUUCGAGGAGGGGUUCUUCCCAAUGCGACAUUUUUGGGACACAGUACACCAUGUGGCUCAACCUCUGGUCCAGCUGUCGGCGUCGCAGCAGGAUUCGCCCCUCUCAUGGUAGGCACAGAGACUGAUGGAUCAUUAGUACAGCCAAGUACAAGGGCAGCUCUCUACGGACUCAAGCUGACAGUGGGAACAAUAAGUACAUAUGGGGUACAACCUUUGUCCAAGCCGUUCGAUUCUAUUGGUGGCGCGGCUAAAACAACGGAGGAUCUUGCUAACCUUCUCGACACUCUUGUCCCUGGACGAGAUUUCAAGUCUUCUCUCACGAAGUCCUGGAAAAACAUCAAAGUUGGGCUUGUGGAUCCAAUGUUGUGGCAACCUGCGGAUUUCGUCGUGGAACCGAAUGAUGGCUUUCUCCAGCAGACUUUGAAAGAGAUCAAUCAAGCCGUUGAAAUGGUGGAAGAGCAAGGUGCCCAAGUGGUCAAAAACGCGCAUCUCAUUUCCCUUGCGGAGAUUCUUGAACAGGGCGGAACUAAUAUUGAUGAUUUCAUAGGCCAUGAUUUUCAGAGUGAGAUUAGCGAAUUUCUCUCUGCCUUAGACAAUCCGCACAGAGUCAAAUCCCUGAAAGAUUUAGUUGACUUCAAUGCGAAGAAUCCUGCUCUUGAGCUCCCACCUGGUAGCACCAUAUCUAACUUUGAUAAAGAUCACUCGAAUCAAGAUGUCCUCAUCGCGUCUCUGGAUAACAAUAUGACUGAUGAGCACUAUGAAGUAAGCUUGAAAAAAACCAGAGAUUUAACAAGGGCGGCUAUUAAGAAGUCUAUCAAUGAAAAUGGGAUCAAUGUGAUCAUGGGACCGGCAGAUGCUCGUAUUGCAACUGUCGCGUCUAUCGCAGGGUACCCGGUCGCGACGAUACCCCUUGGAUAUGCGGAUUUCAACGGCCGUGCGUUUGGCCUUAAUAUUAUUGGGCUAGAUCAGGAGGAAGAUCGCAUUUUGGAAGUGAUGAGUGCUUGGGAAGAAACAUUUCCAAAUGCACACCAACCUCCUCCAAUGUUGGUAGAUUGGCCAAAAGAAGCUACGUGGUCGAAUAUGUAG
Penicillium angulare is the source of this 1563-nucleotide messenger RNA. RefSeq names its product amidase signature domain-containing protein. The transcript has 8 exons. The record is from RefSeq and is a predicted model, not a curated record. Bases 1 to 1563 code for a protein of 520 amino acids. NCBI's taxonomy places the organism in Eukaryota, Fungi, Ascomycota, Eurotiomycetes, Eurotiales, Aspergillaceae.